This is a messenger RNA of Tarenaya hassleriana, 1638 nucleotides long. Its product is annotated as putative ETHYLENE INSENSITIVE 3-like 4 protein. The record is from RefSeq and is a predicted model, not a curated record. Gene Ontology annotation, cellular component: nucleus. Gene Ontology annotation, molecular function: DNA binding; DNA-binding transcription factor activity. NCBI's taxonomy places the organism in Eukaryota, Viridiplantae, Streptophyta, Magnoliopsida, Brassicales, Cleomaceae.
AUAAGACUUAUCAGCAUGUACCUGGUCUAUACGUACUACCAAAAGUCCAAGUACCGAACUCGAUAUCAGGGCUCAGUCGCGUUGAUAAAAUGGUGGAGUUGGAAGAGCUGGACCCACUCAGCCCAAUUCAAGACGAAGAAUAUAACGAAGACGACGAAGAACAAAGCGAAGAAAUCAGCUAUGGCGAUCUCAAGAAACGCAUGUGGAAGGACAGAGUGCUCAUGCGCAAGUUCAAGCAGCAGGCACGAAACGACGCCGUCUCCGGAGCUUCCUCCUCCUCUGCCGCCGCCGCCGCCGCCUCCGAAGCCUCCCGCCGGCGGCGAGCGGAAGCUUCCCAACGGAAGAAGAUGGCUCGGGCGCAAGAUUCGGUGUUGAAGUACAUGAUGAAGAUCAUGGAAGUGUGUAAAGCUCAAGGGUUCGUGUACGGGAUCGUGCCGGAGAAGGGGAAAGCGGUGACUGGCUCUUCCAUAUGGUUACAAAAAUUGAUGGAAACAAUCUAUCACGAGAUUUUGUGAAUCACCGACUACUUGGCUGUGGCGGCGGCGGAGCAAAUCGUAAUGGCGCCCGGCGAUCAUGAGCCGAAGUCGUACAUGCACAUGCUCCACGAGCUACAGGACACGACACUUGGGUCUUUGCUCUCGGCUCUGAUGCAACACUGCGUGCCGCCGCAACGGCGGUUUCCGUGGAUAGCUCCGCCGUGGUGGCCGACGGGGAGCGAGGUGUGGUGGGGAGAGCAAGGCUCGUCUCACGAGCAUGGUGCCCCGCCUUACCGGAAGCCCCACGAUCUCAGGAAGGCAUGGAAGGUUAGCGUUUUGGCCGCUGUUAUCAAACACAUGUCUCCGCAUCUGGAGCGAGUUAGACGUCUCGUCCGACAGUCAAAGUGCUUGCAGGACAAGAUGGUGGCGAAAGAGACCGACACCUUGUCCCGAGUUCUCAACCAAGAGGAAGCUCUCCUUCAGCUCACAGAGAAAUGCCUCAAGAUCUCAGACGAAGAACAGGGGCAAAAGCCGUCGAGUCUUGGUUCGAGGACGGGGAAAGGAAAGGAAGUGGUUCAAGAAACGAAUAAGAGAAAGGGUGUUUUCUUCGGCGGGAAAGAGGAUUCGACGUCGGGCAAGGUUUUAUACGCUUGCCAGAACUCGGAUUGUCCUCGGAGUGAAGUGGGUUUGGGUUUUGUAGACAAGAACACGAGGACGGGUCACCAACUUCAGUGUCUUUACAAGGAUUUUGCCCAAGAACCCGACAGAAACAUCGGAGAUCUCGACCGGAUUUCAGACAGGCUGAUGCUGGUUCCAUCUCUUACUCCGGUGGCCGGAGACGAAGAUUAUAGCUUCACGGAAGAGCUGCCGCUCCUCAUGAACCAGUGGCUAGACACGGAGACUCCAAGGACUAAUCAUACCAGCGAUGAUGACAACAGCGGAAGUUCCAGUCACGAUAACAACAUUGGACGAUGGCUCAUGCAUGGUCUGGAUCACCAGGAAGGGUUUGAAGACGAUCCUGCCAUGGAUGGAGCGUUCGAGAAAGGGGACAACGUGGGGUCGGAUGAGAGUCAUUUUCAAGAAGAUGGUAAUGGUAAGCACGCGAAUGAAGAAGCUUUCUCGGUCUGGGACAUGGGUUGUGAAUAAAACGACAUAUAUAUAU